Sclerotinia borealis F-4128 is the source of this 1641-nucleotide messenger RNA. NCBI's taxonomy places the organism in Eukaryota, Fungi, Ascomycota, Leotiomycetes, Helotiales, Sclerotiniaceae. The record is from the annotation of a GenBank genome assembly.
AUGUCUUCUCAAGCUUUUCCUCUUGAUCCCCUUCUUCUCCAGCACGACCACAACAACAACAACAAUAAUCCUCCACAAGCCACUGCUGUCAUCCAACAAGAACAAGAGCUCAAAGAAAAAGAACAAUCUGAUUUCAACCAAGAAUUCGAGAAUUUAAAUCAAACGCACCUUGAUAACGCGCCAGAUUUCAAGAACCAAGAGUACCAGCCAGACUUCGAAAGGCACGUAGCCACUGCUUCUGAGCGUGGUAGUAUCAUAAGUAAAAGUUCAGAACCUUAUUCAAACCAUCAACAAGAGAGCUAUUCUGUUUCAACACCGCACAACUUACAGCCUACGUAUUCUGUCCGCCGCCAAUCUCCCGAUCUUGGUCAAUUACACUCUGGUGGUCUUUCCCCACAACAGCAAUACGAAAAUUCCUUGCCUCAGCACCAGCCAUUCGGCAGUCAACAACUUGACAGCCAACACUAUAGCAGUCAGCACUUUGCCAGUCAAUCCUACGACGAUCAACCUUUCGAUGGUCAGCUUCGUUCACCGCACGACGAUGUUCCUUCCCAAAUCAUUGAUUCUACUCUCUACCCACACCUAAUAUUAGAACCCUAUCUAUUAACCAUGACUCUUGAGCCACCACCUACUCAGGAAGAGCUUUCUUUCCUCGAAUCUUGGAUCCCACGAAACCCAAUUGAAGUAGAUCGCUUCUUUGCUGCAAGACCAGUAUUGAAAAGAUGCGGCUCGGGCGUACCGCUCCGUGAACAGAUACACCAUGUCGUCCGUCUCAUGCUGGCAGAGCAAGGCGAUACCAGUCACUUUGACGCCGGUGAUCUUAACGACCACUACGAUCACUUGGGCGCCAUCUUACUGGGUCAAUAUCGAUGGUUAAAUCCAGAGCAUGCUGACGAAAUUCAACGCGCUGCUGCUCAAUCAACACCUGCUGCCGCUGCUGCUUCUCCACCACAAUCUGCCGGCGCUCGACUUCAAUCUCUCGCUGGUCGUCCAUCUGAGCAUCAGCCUUUGAACGACGUUGAAGCAGACGACGAAGAUGCAUUUCAUGGCACUGACACAGUGUUGACUAAACAAUGGGUGGGACAGGAAACGAUCGUCAACAGGUUGGGUGUUGUUCAAGAACGCCUCGAGAAGCGCGGUGUGAGCCCCUCUGUUGCAAACAAGGCGCAUCCCGAGGUGCGGAGGUUGAUGACAUAUCCUCCAUCGGCUGGCAAUAACCUUUCCGAUCACGAUGUUCUCCAACUGGUGCGAUUGCCACCACUUCAGAGACACAUUCGCGCAUCGAAGAUUUUUAGCGCUCGUGGCGAGUUUUACUGCGCGUACCGACGAUUCGCGUUAGUCUCCGAUGAGGAGCUCCGACGUGAAGGAUUGAUACGUAGCUGGUUACCUCGCUGCGUGGACGAUCGUCCAGCCAACAGCGUGGAGCGUGCCGAGCGCGCUAUCGCGCUGGGCUUGACGGGGGAUCACAAGCUGACUGCCGAUGCAGCAGCUGAGAGACUCCGUCGAGCUGGCUUGAGCGUAUCAAGGAUUCGUACGAGGAGAAGAGCAACUCGGGCAGCAAGAUCAAAACAAGCUGCUGAGACGGUGGGCAUGGCAACCCCAUCGUCUUCUACAGCGGCUGUUCUGGGAGCUGAGACAUGA